AGUCCAUUUUCAAUCUCUGUUAAUGCGCCUAAGUGAGGGCUGAAGCCAUCAGAUCUCCUCUCACGGCUGAUUCUCAGUGAGCUCCCAGCACUGGCGCGAGAGAAAGCGAGGGAAAGUGAGAGAAAAUAUGCAGAAGACGGCGCAAGCAUGGUUCAUGGGAGGUCCCAGCAGCAGCAGCGGUAGGGAGAAAUCCCCGGCAUCUUUGCUGGCGGAUUGGAACGCUUACGCAGCUUCCCAAGAGCCUGAUUCCUCCGCUUUGGGAUUCGAUCUCGAAGCUGCCGUCAGAACCGCCAACGACAAAGUCUCCGGCUCCUUCAACGUGGUCUCAAAGGGUGUUAGGGAUAUACCAGGGAGCUUUCAAUCUGCUGCUACCAAUGUCCCUUCCGGAAAAUCUCUUAUGUACUUCUCCUUGCUUCUUGCUGCUGGGAUUUUCUUUGUCUUUAUUGCCUUUGCUAUGUUCCUUCCGGUCAUGGUGCUGAUGCCUCAGAAGUUUGCUAUCUGCUUUACAAUUGGGUGUGUAUUCAUUAUUGGUUCUUUCUUCGCACUCAAGGGCCCGAAGAAUCAGCUUGCUCACAUGUUCUCGAGAGAGAGGCUUCCAUUUACAUUGGGGUUCAUUAGCAGCAUGGUGGGUACUAUUUAUGUUUCCAUGGUGCUUCACAGUUAUGUUUUUUCUGUGCUCUUCUCUGUGUUACAGGUCCUUGCGCUCUCUUAUUAUGCUAUUUCCUACUUCCCUGGAGGAUCUGCUGGAAUGAAGUUUCUGUCUUCAACUCUGACCUCUUUGAUAUUGAAAUGUUUUGGAAGCAUGAUCAUUUAACCCAAAUACCCCCCCAUGACAGUGUCUGUUCAAGUCUCUGCCUUUGCUAGCCAUUAUCAAUGAGGCUCAUGUCUCAGUCAAUCUUCCAGGCAUAAAGUAAAAGGCUGAAUUCUGGUGCUGCAGCUCGGGCAUUGUAAUACCUGCUGCUCCCUGUGCUGGUGUCACUGUCACCUCCACGGCUGCUGUCCCCAUCUCUGUCACUGUCUGCUUCUGGGGCACCUGGUUUGAAAAUGAACAAGCCAUGACCUGUGCCAGGGUUACUAAACAACCAGUCAUGCACAUCCCAGAAAACCUGCACCUGCAGUUUAUCAACUAACACAGUUUGAUUCCCUCUGAACUUCCACUGCAAGUUCUUAACGUGGAUCAACACAAUCCCAUCUAUGCUAAUCCACAUUUCAGGAUCUCUAGGCCCUGAUGUCGAGCUCUCCACGACAAUGUCGUGUUCCUUUUUCUUCUCUUCAAACUUGGCUCUGGUGGAGAAACAUUUCUUUGCAAAUACGUUCUCCUUUUUGUAAAACUGUAUAGCAUCAACAAGUGCUGGUCUCGAUUUCGUCCUCUUAUAAGCC
Molecule: messenger RNA, 1380 nt
Organism: Vitis vinifera (wine grape)
Lineage: Eukaryota; Viridiplantae; Streptophyta; Magnoliopsida; Vitales; Vitaceae
Product: protein transport protein SFT2
Exons: 5
Coding region: 128-814 (228 amino acids)
Biological process (GO): vesicle-mediated transport
Cellular component (GO): membrane
Source: RefSeq, a predicted model, not a curated record